UUAUCGGACAUUUUCCAACUGACGUGAAAAUGAUUGGUACGAGGAAUUUCAUUUUCAAAUUGAUAAAAUCCAAUAGCUUGAAAAGGACGAAAUGUAUUCGUCACUACAGCAAAGAUAACUGUCCCCAGGAAGAUGAAACGGAGCCUUGUUUCACGUUCAAUCCGUGUGUACCGGCGUAUCCUGUCAACUUUUGCAGACCGAGGACAAAGUACGACGUUACGUUUGUAUACAUCAACGACGUGCCGCCUAAAUCCGGCGGCAGGGAUAUUGUAGACCGUGCUUCACAAACUAUAUUUUGGACAGAACUUGCAAGAGGCUUCCUCGUCACAUUGGGACAUUUGUUCAAGGAGCCAGCAACAAUAAACUAUCCUUUCGAGAAAGGACCGAUAUCACCUCGUUUUCGCGGCGAGCAUGCUUUGAGGAGAUAUCCAUCUGGUGAAGAACGGUGCAUUGCUUGUAAACUAUGUGAAGCUGUUUGUCCCGCCCAAGCUAUAACUAUCGACGCAGAAGAGAGAACAGACGGUUCUCGUAGAGCUGUUCGUUACGAUAUCGAUCUAACUAAAUGUAUCUUCUGUGGUUACUGUCAAGAAGCGUGCCCUGUUGACGCUAUAGUCGAAGGACCUAAUUUUGAAUAUUCCACGGAAACACAUGAGGAAUUAAUUUAUAAUAAAGAGAAGUUGUUGGGAAACGGCGAUCGCUGGGAACCCGAACUGGCGAGUGGUAUCAGAGAUACUCAUUUAUAUCGCUAAUUAGAAAGUUAGCUACUUAUCAGGUUUAAUUUGAUUUUGUUUUUCUCAUGACUUUCUUUAAAGGAGAGACUUAAAAAUGGUACUUGAUUUUUAUGAUCUUUUAUCAAAUCCUUUGCACAAUCUCUAAAUUUGUAGUGUCAUCGUAACAUCUUGGUGUAGUACCACAGUUAAAUAUUACACAUUGUCAGUAAACUUAUGCGAAUGUCGUUUCUAAUACUUUAGAAAGAUCUCUUUAAUUUCUCGUUACCAACAAAAGUGGAAGCGCUUGAAGAAUUUAUUAUUUAAACAUCAACGCCCUAUGGGAACGUAAUUCCAUCAGAAUUUCGAGAGGAAAAUUUAAAGCGAGAGUACUUAUUGGGCAACCUGAGGAGUUCAUAAAUCAUUUAUGUAAAUUAACGUUGCAAAUAUAUAACGUACCAUGAAUUAAUAAAAUUAAAUUUUAAUACAAAAA
Molecule: messenger RNA, 1200 nt
Organism: Papilio polytes (common Mormon)
Lineage: Eukaryota; Metazoa; Arthropoda; Insecta; Lepidoptera; Papilionidae
Product: NADH dehydrogenase [ubiquinone] iron-sulfur protein 8, mitochondrial-like
Exons: 2
Coding region: 30-749 (239 amino acids)
Biological process (GO): mitochondrial electron transport, NADH to ubiquinone; mitochondrial respiratory chain complex I assembly
Cellular component (GO): membrane
Molecular function (GO): 4 iron, 4 sulfur cluster binding; NADH dehydrogenase activity
Source: RefSeq, a predicted model, not a curated record